Messenger RNA from Labeo rohita (rohu), 2260 nucleotides. It is a transcript of the gene slc34a2b, whose product is annotated as solute carrier family 34 member 2b. Gene Ontology annotation, biological process: intracellular phosphate ion homeostasis; sodium-dependent phosphate transport. Gene Ontology annotation, cellular component: brush border; apical plasma membrane; vesicle. Gene Ontology annotation, molecular function: sodium:phosphate symporter activity. The transcript is spliced from 13 exons. The record is from RefSeq and is a predicted model, not a curated record. The coding region runs from base 49 to 1968 and encodes 639 amino acids. NCBI's taxonomy places the organism in Eukaryota, Metazoa, Chordata, Actinopteri, Cypriniformes, Cyprinidae.
AGCCUACAGCCACUGGACUAACAACAGACACACACACACAUACAGGCAAUGGCUCCGCUGCCUCAGACUCAUCCCACCACGCCGGUGCCGGAACUGGACGCAGAGCGAGCGGGCAAAGAUGUGGCCGAAAAGGAAUCCGAAUCCGAUUCAGAAUCAGAAAAAUCAGAGCAGGAGCAGGAGUUUGACCCGUGGGACCUGCCCGAGCUCCAGGACACCGGGUUAAAGUGGUCAGAGCUCGACACGAAGGGGAAAGUUCUGCGCGUUUUUAGGUCCAUCGUGAAGUUUAUUCUUCUGCUGUGUUUGCUCUACAUAUUCGUCUGCUCUCUGGACAUCCUGAGCUCCGCUUUCCAGCUUGUAGGAGGGAAGGCAGCUGGCGAUAUCUUCCAGGACAAUGCGGUUCUGUCUAACCCUGUGGCUGGUCUGGUGAUUGGAGUCCUGGUCACUGUUCUGGUUCAAAGCUCAAGCACCUCCACCUCCAUUGUGGUCAGCAUGGUGUCAUCUGGAUUGUUGGAGGUGAAGUCUGCAGUGCCGAUCAUAAUGGGUUCUAAUAUUGGCACUUCUGUGACAAACACCAUCGUGGCCGUAAUGCAAGCGGGAGACCGCAACGAGUUUCGCAGGGCAUUUGCUGGAGCUACGGUCCAUGACUUCUUUAACUGGCUGUCUGUCCUGGUGCUGUUGCCUCUGGAGGUGGCCUCUGGAUACCUCUACAAGCUCACCAAACUUGUGAUUGAUUCCUUUAACCUCCAGACCGGUGCAGAUGCUCCGGACCUGUUAAAAGUCAUCACUGAACCCCUCACCAAAAACAUCAUUGAGCUGGACACAUCUGUGAUUCGUGACAUUGCCACUGGAGACCCGGCAGCCCGAAACAAAAGUCUGGUUAAGAUCUGGUGUAAAACACAAGAUAUCACGAACCUUGUGAAUAUUACAGUCCCUGAUAUUAUAAACUGCACAGUUGGUGCCCCCUGCUGGGAGGUGGACGACGAGAUCUGGACUCAAGAGAACCAAACAGAAACACUUUACUUGAAAAAAUGUAAACACAUGUUUGUGUACGCCAAUCUACCUGACCUAGCGGUGGGCUUGAUUUUGUUGGCUCUGUCAUUGCUGGCCCUCUGUACCUGCCUGAUUUUGAUCGUCAAGCUGCUGAACUCCAUGUUGAAGGGUCAGGUGGCGGUUGUCAUCAAAAAGGUGCUUAACACCGAUUUCCCCUUCCCCUUCUCUUGGGUCACUGGAUACCUCGCCAUCAUUGUUGGAGCCGGAAUGACCUUCAUUGUUCAGAGCAGCUCUGUCUUCACCUCAGCCAUCACUCCACUAGUCGGUAUUGGCGUCAUUAGCAUUGAGAGGGCGUAUCCACUCACACUGGGCUCCAACAUUGGCACAACAACCACUGCUAUUCUAGCUGCCCUCGCCAGUCCUGGAGAGACGCUGGCAAACUCUUUACAGAUUUCUCUCUGUCACUUCUUCUUUAACAUCUCUGGUAUCCUGCUCUGGUAUCCCAUCCCCUUCAUGCGCAUCCCUAUCCGAUUGGCCAAAGCUCUGGGCAACCGCACGGCCAAGUACCGCUGGUUCGCGGGACUGUAUCUCAUCUUGUGCUUCAUCCUCUUGCCGCUGAUAGUUCUGGGCCUUUCCAUUGCGGGGUGGCAGGUCUUGGUGGGGGUCGGCGUGCCCGUGCUGGCCUUUGCGAUCCUUGUGAUUAUAAUCAGUAUUGUACAGAAGCGCUGGCCACGUUUCCUGCCCAAAAUCCUCCGCAGCUGGGACUUCCUGCCCAAACCGCUGCACUCCCUCAAACCCUGGGACAAAGUGGUAGUCUCCAGCAUGGUCUUCUGCAGGACUCGCUGCUGCUGCUGCUGCAAGUGCUGCAACGAAAAAGAAAAGGAUGACGUGAAAGCCAAGGAAAAGAGUUUAGAAAUGUAUGACAACUCAGCAUUCACUGUAGAUGAUGAAGCUAAAGUAGUAGCAACACAUUUAUAAUGCUUAACGGACACUUUAUUUCAUGACGUUCUGAUAAUCGCAGGGUAAUGUCAGAACUAGUAAUGCAGCAUAUAAGUAAAAGCUGCAAGUGAUUUUGUUUGGUUAUAAUGCUACAUUCCUCUUGUGAUGGAAUAACUGACUCUAUAUGAUUCAACUUGAAGCUUUUCUUGUCUUUGGAUUCUAUUUAGUUUUACUGGGAAUGCUCAAAAAACGCAAACUGAGACUAUGUUGGACUUUGCUGUUGGUGCCUACAAAAUAUUUAAUCACAGCAUUACAGUUAGGUUUUUGUAAA